Leptopilina heterotoma is the source of this 444-nucleotide messenger RNA. RefSeq lists its product as uncharacterized. The record is from RefSeq and is a predicted model, not a curated record. The annotation marks the transcript as partial. The transcript has 3 exons. NCBI's taxonomy places the organism in Eukaryota, Metazoa, Arthropoda, Insecta, Hymenoptera, Figitidae.
UUUAGAUUUGAAAAUUUAAUUUAUUUACUAUUUUCUUUACAGUAGAGGAAGUGACAAAUGCAUGGAGGAAUUUAAAGGGUCAAUACGAGUCAGAACGUCGAAAAGUAAGGCAAUAUAUGUACUCAGGAUCCGGAGCCACAAACUACGAAUCUUCCUGGAAAUAUUUCAAUUUGAUGGGCUUCUUAGUUACUUUUCCUUUAAAUCGCGAAACUGACAGUAAUUUUCGACUGCCAAAAAGGAGGCGUGAACCUGAGGCAGACAUUGUCGAAGUUGAUGACGAUACAGAAGACGACAAACGAACAGUAGUUAACAGCAGUAGCGAUGAUGAUCUGGGAGAAAUAGAAGAACCCUCAAACUCCGGAAACGAAAUGGUUGAAAACCAAAAUAAUUAUUUUCUAGCAAUCAGAGAUUGCUGGAAACGCGUUUCUGAUAAAAACAAAAUAA